This is a messenger RNA of Humulus lupulus (European hop), 1890 nucleotides long. RefSeq lists its product as uncharacterized. The transcript is spliced from 4 exons. Lineage: Eukaryota; Viridiplantae; Streptophyta; Magnoliopsida; Rosales; Cannabaceae. The record is from RefSeq and is a predicted model, not a curated record. The coding region runs from base 1 to 1890 and encodes 629 amino acids.
AUGUGUUUGGUUGAUGAGAUGCGUACUAAAGGUUCUCAUUUCACUUGGACAAACAAGCAAGCUAAUGAGGACAGAAUCUACUCUAAACUAGACAUAAUUUUUAUAAAUGAAGAUUGGUUGGACUUAUUCCCUCAUGCUGAAGCUGUUGUUAACUGGGAAAUGCUAUCUGAUCAUUGUUUUUGUAUUAUCAAAUUAGGAGCUACAUUGAACUGUGGUAUUAAACCUUUUAGAUUUUUUAAUAUGUGGACUAGCCAUGAUAACUUUAAAGAGAUAGUGAUGCAGAGCUGGUGCAAGCCUAGUAAGGGUUAUGGUUUGGAAAGAAUAGUUAGGAAAUUGGGUAGGCUCAAGCAGGUCCUUCGCAAGUUUAACAAGAGUACUGUGGGAGAUGUUGUUCAGAAUUAUAAUACUGUUAAGGAUAACUACCAAGCUGCUCAAUUGUCUCUUCAAAGUGACCCUCACUCUUCAGAUUUUCAAAGAAAGGAAAGAUUAGAAGGCAGAAAAGUAAAUCGUUAUGGUGAUGAUAAUACGACAUAUUUUCACGCUUGUUUAAAACAGAGAAGGGCUUCUAACCGUAUCACUUCAUUUGUUAAUGAGUCUGGUCAGUUAAUUAAGAGGUUUGAGGAUGUAGUGGCUCACUUUGUGAAUCACUUUCAAAAAAUUAUGGGAAGCCAGAGUAAUGCCUCGGUGCCUAUUCAGAGGUCUUGUUUCAGACUUGGUCACAGGUUGUCUUUGGACCAACAGAUUUUUUUUAUAAAGCCAUUUACUAGAAAAGAAGUGGAAGAUUCUUUGUUUAUUAUUAGUCCAAUUAAAAUUCUGGGUCCGGAUGGGUAUGGAUCAGGUUUUUUCAAAGCUAUGUGGAAGGAUAUGGGAGCAGAAAUUUCAGAGGCCAUUCUUGAUUUCUUUGAACGGGGUUUGCUGCCUGAAGAGAUGAAUAAGGCUACAAUUUCUUUGAUUCCUAAGAUUGAAACCCCCACUAAGGCAAUGGACUAUUGGCCCAUAGCAUGUUGCAAUACUAUCUAUAAAUGUAUUUCUAAAAUGCUAUGUGGUAGAUUGACAAAGGUUCUUCCUAGUCUAGUUAAUCAAAAUCAAGGAGCGUUUGUUAAAAACAGAUUGUUGGCGCAUAAUAUUCUUAUUCUUCAAGAUUUUAUUAAAGGUUAUACAAGGAAAAACAUCUCUCCUAGAUGUUUGAUGAAGAUAGACCUGAGCAAAGCUUAUGACAUGUUAGAUUGGCAUUUUUUGGAGGAUAUUCUCAUUGCUUUCUGUUUUCCAAACAGAUUUAUCAAGUGGGUGAUGACUUGUUUGAAGGAUACUACUUAUUUGAUCUUAAUGAAUGGUAGGAUUCAAGGGGGCUUUAGACGUAAGAAUGGUCUUCGGCAAGGAGACCAUAUCUCUCCUUUGUUAUUUGUGCUAGUAAUGGAAUAUUUUACCCGGCUGCUCUGUCAAGCUUCCAUGAACAAGGAUUUCUGGUAUCAUCCAAAGUGUAAGAAUCUGAAAAUUGAUAACCUGUGCUUUGCCGAUGAUUUGACUGUUUCACUGAGUUUCAGCUUGGCAUCUGGUCUGUCAGCCAAUUUGAAGAAAUCACAGGUUAGAGCAAAAAUGGAGGAAUGGCUGGGAAGGGAUAUUUGGCCGAGUAUGUAUGAGGAAUGGAGCUCAUGGAUGGUUGGAAAGCCUAAGGGCCUGAAGCAAAAGGUAGCUGCUGCAGCUAUGGCAGCUGCUGUGUAUAUGGAUUGGAGGAACAGAAACAAAUGUAUCUUUGAAUUUAGCUCACUGCCUGUAGGAUUUGUUGAUCAAUUGAUCAAGUAUUAUUUGAAAAAUAGACUAACUAGGCUUCCUAAGCUGAAAGUUGAGAAAAAUGACUUAGCUUUUUUUGAGAAUUUUGUUCAGCUGUAA